AUGGGAGUUAGAUUCCAGCUACUCAUGAGGAUGAGACCAGGAGACCUGCAUGGGAAAAUUGUCCCUGGGAGUAGCAUAACGGUAGACCAUAGUGAUAUCCAGGAGUCAUUAUGCCACUGUGUGGGAGGCUCCAGUCGUAAACACACCAUUGCCCUUUAUGGGAUCUUAGCUGUCAGUCCCAGUAGUCAUAAUAGUUCGGACUCUAAGACUGCCGUUGCCCGGUGGGACCACGAGGAGGUGUCCCAAGGCUGUGUUCCAACACAUCCCCCUAGUCUAUGUUAUGCCCCCACCAGAUAUACAUCCAUAAUUCGGCCAACCUCACUGAGGAUGGCAUCAUUACUACCCAUAACAGUGCCCUCAGGGGGUCACUGCUACUUCCACCUAGACAUGGAAGAGGUGGUGAAAGGAAAGGAAGAUGCUUUCAUGAGAGUGAAGAGAACACAUGUACCAGAUAUUGUUGAUCAGAAGGAAUUGAUUGCACGUGUAAGGAACGAUAAGAAAAUUGGAUUCCUCUACAUGGUUUAUGCUGUAUCACCAGCUUCAGAACUUUACUCACCAUAUUGCCUUACUGUCGUUCCAUUUGAGGAAAUUGAUAAGACCAACUUUCUGACAAUCAGUAGUCAUGGCGUGACACACUACUAUACAGAUGACAUGGUAUUCUUGCCUUUGGACGUCUGGGAGAGAGAGUAUGACUAUUACUGCAAGUUAAUUAAGAUUAAGGUAUACAAGCAGUUUCGAAUGUGGAAAGGUUUCUAUGUGUGGAGGAAAUACUGUGUAUGGAAAAAGUUCUGUAUUGCCCAGGAAGCUCUAACACAGAACCUUUUUGUACUGAACCCAAUAUUGCGGCAAGCUCUUCUCAGUAUCCAAGCUAUGUGCUGCAAACUUGUGGAUAUGUCCUUCACAGACAUUAGUAAACUGGAAGGAAAUGCCCUUUCUGAAUUUAUGGAGGUUCAGAUGGGAAAAUUGGAUGUAGUUCAGGAGAGAUUAGCUGAAUUUCGUUCACUGGCAAAAGAAGUAAUAAAUAAUGCUUGUCACAAAGCACUGUUAGUUGUUGGUUACACAACAGAUGAUAGUAAUUUUCUGAAACCACAAACUAAGUUUCCAGCCUUCAGGAACACUAAAGAAAAAGGAAAAAUGUCUUAUGUAAAACAGUCCAACAAGAGGAGGUUUUGUGUUCGAUUAUCAUGUUUCAUACAUUUGGCUGAUUAUAUGAUGCUCCAUCUGCUUCAUAUGUUGUCACGGAAUUCACUGGAAGACAUGGUUAUUGCUUUACGCACACAUUACUGUUUUCUACCACCUGACAAGUGCCUGCAUAAUAUUGAAACAUGUAAGAAAUUGGAAGAUCCAAGGCCCAUUGAUGCUCCUCAGUUACCCAUGUUUGCUGUGGAUGUCCUCAUUAAUCCAGAGGAGCUUAUAUUGGAUCCUUCUGAGCAGGCGUUUCUUAAUACUUUUAACCAGGUAAUGGAUAUAUGGGAAAAAGCUGUUACAGGAAUAAAACCUUUCUUGGCAGAUCCGUUUUUCAGCCCCUUUACAGAGCCAAUGAUUAAUGGAAAGACUGAAGAAAAGUUGUGUGGAGAUGGCCCAAACCUUAGAAUUGUACUUAGACAGGAUAACAACUUGGUAAAAUUGAGGAGAAAUAUUAUGAAGUUUUUUAAGAAGAACUUUGAGGCUGCAGUUGUCUAUAUCCAGAGAUUUGAGUUUGUAAGACAAUUCUUUGCAGAAAACGAAGAGAAAAGUCGUGAUGCUAUUGAAAAUGAAACAGAAAUUGAAACUUUCCGUCUUUUACUGACCACAUACCAUAAUGAAUUGGAUGCAAUUGAACAAAUAGUUGAAGAACAAGCCUUGGGUAUAUUGCAUUUACAGUUUAAGCGAUUUAAAGAAGCUGUCCUUCCAUCUGUAACAGAGCUUUUAUCUGCAGUUGAAUGUACACUUCCACGGAUUGGUAAGGAAAAGAUCGAGGCAUUAAUUGUACAGGCACAGGAUGCGCAGUCAUGUCUAGAAAUGGAUCCAAAAACGACACACAACUAUGUUAAUUACCUCAGCUUCUUGGAGCAUGCUCCAAAAAUGAUUGAUAAUAUGGAAAAUGAAAUGGAUUAUGCAAAGGAGCUUUAUGAUAUUAUAAAUGAAUUUCAUGUACCCUGUGUUGCAGAACAAGAAGAAGACUUUUUGGGGUUUAAAGUUACUCUAACUGCAUUGAGAAAUGUUGUAGAUAAGAAAGUUAAUGAAAAGAGAAAAAUAAUUGGAAAGUUUAAUGAACAGAUUAAGAAAGAUAUCACUGCACUGCUCACUGAGGUUGCAGAAGUUCAGGAAGAAGCAAAUCAACAGUGGCUGAUUGACAUUGAGUCAAAUCCUGAUGAAGCAAAAGUGACAUUAGAUGCCCUCUGUGAUCAGCUUGCAGAGUGCCAGAAGAAAGCAGAAGAAUACCGAAAUUAUCAAAAAUCAUUUAAGGUUGAAGUUACUAGAUUUGACAUGCUUGAUGAUGUUAUGAAUGCUGUAAAGUUGCGUCAGCAUAUCUGGGAAAGCACUGAUCAGUGGGGGAAACAGGUAGAGGAAUGGUCUACAGUGGACUUCAAUCAGCUUAUCCCAGAAGAUAUGAACCUAUUCACUGCUAAGAAUAUGAAAAACAUUCAUAUUUUUGAGAAAGAAUUGCCACAAAAUAUUAUAGUAUCAAAGUUUAGUCAAGCUGUGGAAAGAAUGAAGCAGAAACUUCCAGUAAUUGCAUAUUUACGAAACCCAUCUUUCAAACAAAGGCACUGGAUGCAGAUAGAGCAGGUUCUAAACUACAAAUUUGAGCCUGAUGUUGUUAUAACAUUGCAGCUUCUUGAACAGAUUGGUGUAUUUUCAUAUGGCUUAGAGAUGCAGGAAAUCUCAAGCCAGGCAAGUUCAGAAGCUGCACUUGAAGUAUUACUGAAGAAGGUGGAAGGAAACUGGAAGUCUCUUGAAUUUUCUGUGAUUUCUCAUCGUGAUUAUAAGGAUGUUUAUAUUUUGGGUGGGACUGAGGAAAUCCAGUGGGUCCUUGAUGACAGUUUCAUCAACAUAAACACAGUCGCAAGCUCUAAACAUGUUGGCCCUAUUAAACCUCAAGUGGAGGAAUGGCUCCACCAGCUUGAUCUCUUCAGCAAGACCCUUAUGCCCUUGGCGAUGCAGUCUUGCACUGCUCCAGGAAUGUUAGAAAUGUUCCAUAAUAACAAUGCUCUGAUGGAACAGAUAAUGAAGUGCCUGGAGGCAUACUUAGAUUCAAAGAGAGUCAUAUUUCCACGGUUUUACUUCAUAUCAGAUAAGGAACUUCUGGAAAUUUUGGCACAGGUAAUGUGCGAUCCCCAUGAUGUACAGCCUUACCUUCAUAAAUGUUUUGAUGCUAUUGAUGCACUGGAGUUCGGAAGUUUUUCAAUGAGGGCACAAGAAGGAGCUGAACUAGAACAGGACAGAACAGGAGGACAGGAAGAAGAUACUACUGCACCUGAAAUUAAGAAAGCUAUGAAUAUUCAUACCUCUGUUAUUACUGCUAUGAUUUCAGCAGCAGGAGAGAAAGUAGGACUUGGAAAAAUUAUACUGACAGCUUCUCAGAUAAUGUGGGCUCGAAGCAUACACAGUAUAUUUGCAGCUGAGGAUCAAAAUAUUGAGAAACUUAUGAAAGAGUUUCAAGAUACAUGUUUUAAAGAAUUGAACAACCUAGCUGCAAUGGUUCGUGGUUGUCUCCACAAACUACACCGAAUGAUUUUAAGUUCACUCAUUAAUAUAGAAGUCCAUGCUCGUGACAGUGUCACAAAUUUGGUAACUGGAAAGGUUACUAAUAGUACAAGCUUCGAAUGGUUGAAACAUUUGAGAUAUUACUGGGAUGAAGAUGUUGGCAAUUGUGUUGUACGAAUGUCUAGCGCAGCACAUAUAUACGGUUAUGAGUAUCUUGGUGCAUCUCCUCGACUUGUCAUUACACCACUCACAGACAAAUGCUACCUCUGCCUUAUGGGUGCCCUUCAAAUGGAUCUAGGAGGUGCGUUAUCUGGUCCAGCAGGAACUGGCAAAACAGAGACAGUAAAGGAUUUGGCCAAGUCUCUGGCCAUUCUGUGUAUUGUAUUCAAUUGUUCUGAAGGAGUGGAUUACAAGGUGCAAUAUACAUAUUAUCUGAAUUUAUAUAUGCAAUUCAUGUUUGAGGGCAAAGAGAUGAAGUUUGUUCAGCAAUGUGCAUCCUUCGUCACCAUGAACCCUGGGUAUGCUGGUAGGACAGACCUUCCUGAUAAUCUCAAAGCUAUGUUCCGACCAGUAUCUAUGAUGGUACCAGAUUAUGCUCUGAUAGCAGAAGUCAUGUUAUUUUCUGAAGGCUUUGAAUCUUCUAAGCUCCUGGCCAGUAAGAUGACUCAGUUGUAUAAAUUUUGCAGUGAACAACUCUCACAACAAGAUCAUUACGAUUUUGGCAUGAGAGCUAUGAACAGUGUACUAGUAAUGGCAGGAUCUCUGAAGCACUGUAAUCCAAGCUUAAAUGAAGAUGUAGUCCUUAUUCAAGCAUUGCGUGACAGCAACUUGCCGAAGUUCUUGGCUGAAGAUUCUAAUAUUUUUGAGGGUAUUUUGAAUGAUCUGUUCCCUGGGACUGUGAUACCAGAGCAAGAUUAUGGUGUGCUGCAAGAAGCAGUAAUAGCAGUUAUGGAACAAAAUGUUUUACAACCAGAGCCUUGUAUGAUUACAAAAGUAAUUCAGUUAUAUGAGACAAUGAUAUUUCGUCAUGGAGUCACAUUAGUUGGUCCAAGUGGAGGAGGAAAAACAACUGUUUUGUUGGUGCUUAAAUGUGCUCUAACAAGGUUAUAUAAUUGUAAGAUUGAAAACCAAUACUACAGGCCAGUAAGAACUUACAUUUUAAAUCCCAAGUCUGUAACAUUAGGAGAACUGUAUGGGGAAGUGAACCCAUAUACUCUGGAAUGGAAAGAUGGUCUCCUGGGGAAGAUGAUGAUGACAGCUGUGAAGAGUGAGACUGAAGAUUUUCACUGGAUUGUCUGUGAUGGUCCUGUGGAUGCUGUAUGGAUAGAGAAUAUGAAUACGGUGCUGGACAACAACAAGAUUCUGUGUCUGGCUAAUUCAGAGCGCAUUAAACUAACUCCUUAUGUGCGCAUGGUAUUUGAAGUACAGGAUCUAGCACAAGCCUCACCAGCUACUGUCAGUCGCUGUGGGAUGGUGUAUAUUGAUCCAGAUGUAAUCAAGUGGUUAUCCUAUGUCCAGAGUUGGCUGUCAAAACUUGAUGUCACUUUACCAGAAGGAAGUCAUGCAAUCAUUGAAGAUCUUUUCAGCACUUACUUGGAAUCUGCACUUGUUUUCGUGAAAAAGAACUGUGAUUGUGCCAUUCAUCAGGUUGACAUUAGCAAGGUGAUGAUGUUGUGCAAACUGAUGGAAAGUCUGAUGAAGUUGCCUGAUGCUGUGGUUGUGAAGGCUGACAAAUCUUAUGUUAAAUCUUUCCUCUAUCAGUCAUUUGUAUUUGCUUAUAUAUGGUCAGUUGGAGGAAACAUCUCUGAUAGUUGUCGAGAAAUGUUCCAGGCAUUUGUAAGGGAUCAAUUUGGAGAACACCCUGAUGCAUGCAUUCCACCAUCUGGUGACUUGUGGAAUGUAUAUGUGAACAUGCAAACCAGGAAGUGGGACCACUGGGAGAGUUUGGUUCCAACAUUUAGCUAUAAUUCAAAUAUCCCAUUCUUUGAGAUUACAGUCCCAACCACAGAAACUGUAAGAAUGGCUUACAUCAUGGAGAGGUUGCUUGCAGUAAAUCAUCCAGUUCUUUUGACAGGACUGACAGGUGUUGGUAAAACUGUGAUUGCAAAAGCUGUACUGAAUAAACUCUCAAGCCAGGGGGAUCAUAUUCCAGUCAGCUUAAAUUUCUCUGCACAGACAAGCAGUGCUCAAACCCAAGAGAUCAUAGAGUUGAAGUUGGAGAAGCGUAAGAAAACUCUCCUUGGACCUCCAAUGGGAAAGAAAAUUGUUGUUUUCGUUGAUGAUGUGAAUAUGCCACAAUUAGACAGAUAUGGAUCACAACCUCCUAUUGAGCUACUCAGGCAGUACUUAGAUCUUUAUGGUUUUUAUGAUCGAGAAAAGCUCUUUUGGAAGGACAUAGAAGAUGUUAUAAUAGCAGCUGCUUGUGCACCAGCUGGUGGAGGAAGGAAUCCUCUGACACCUCGUUUUGUCAGACAUUUUGGCAUGCUUCUGAUAUCAUCACCUGAUGAAAUGACCCUUAAACACAUAUUUAAGUCAAUAAUGCAUGGUUUUUUAGAAGACUUCUGUAAACCAGUGGCUGAACUUGGAGACUUAAUAGUGAAUGCUGCUGUAGAAGUAUAUAGUUGCAUUGCUUCAGAUUUGUUGCCAACACCAACAAAAUCUCAUUAUGUGUUCAACCUGCGUGAUCUCUCAAAAUGUAUUCAGGGAGUACUUCAAGCUGAUUCAGGAACAUUCAGAGAUGCAAGUCAUAUACUCAGGCUUUUCUACCAUGAAUGCUUGCGUGUAUUCCAUGAUCGCUUGAUUAAUAUGGAAGAUAAAAGCUAUUUCUAUCAUCUCAUGAAACGAAUAUGCAUAAAAUCUUUCACUACUGAAGUAAUUCCUUUGCCGGAUGACCCAAUAAUUGACCAUCCACCAGUUCUUAUAUUUGGGGACUUCAUGCAGAUUGGAACAGCUGCAAAAAACAAAGUAUAUGAGGAGAUAACAAAUAUGGAAAAACUAAAAUAUGUUCUACAGGAUUAUUUAGAAGAUUACAAUAAAACAGUGUCUAAGCAAAUGAAGUUAGUUUUCUUCAUGGAAUGCAUAGAGCAUAUUACUCGACUUGCCCGCAUCUUGAGGGCAGAGAGGGGCAAUGCUCUGCUGGUAGGAGUUGGUGGAAUGGGGAAACGGAGUCUUGCUCGCCUUGGUUCUCAUUUGUGCAAUUACAGGUGUUUUGAACUUGAACUUAAACGUACUUAUGAUCACAAUUCAUUUCUUGAAGAUAUCCGAAGAUUGUAUUUUAAUGCUGGUGCUAAAAAUGAAGCUACAACUUUCCUUCUCACUGACACUCAGAUCAUGCAUGAGGAGUUUCUUCAAGACAUCAGUCAUAUCUUGAGUUCAGGAGAAAUUCCAAACUUGUACAAUGCUGCAGAAGAAUAUGAAAAAGUUAUUCAAGAUACAAGAUCUUCUGCACAAGAGGCUGGUAUAUCUGAUGGAGAUAGAGAUGGAAUAUUCUCUUUCUUUAUUAACCAAGUUAGACGUAAACUACACCUUGUCCUUUGUAUGAAUCCUGUGGGAGAUGCUUUCAGGAGGCGAUGUAGAAUGUUUCCUUCUCUAGUGAACUGCUGCACUAUUGACUGGUACGUGGACUGGCCGCAGGAUGCAUUACUCUCAGUUGCCCAGGAUUCUCUCAAACAUUUGGGUGAAGAGGGACUUGUAAACAAUCUAUCUAAUAUCUGCAUCCUCAUGCAUGAGAGUGCGGUACAUACAACAGUUCGUUUUUGUGAAGAGAUGAGGAGGCAUUAUUACACUACGCCCAGUAAUUAUUUGGAACUGAUUAAAUUGUAUAAAACCAUGUUAGAAGAGAGGAAAGAUAAGAUUAAUAAGAAGAAAGAUAGAAUUUCUAAUGGACUUCAGAAACUGUUUGAAACGAAUUCUGUAGUGGACAAAAUGAAAGCUGAAUUUCUUGCUCUUGAACCUGAACUGAAGGAGAGGUCAGUGGUUACAGCAGAACUCAUGAAGAAUCUGGUGAAAGAACAGAGCCAGGCUGAUAAAGUGAGGCAGAUUGUUUUGAGUGAUGAAGCAGUGGUAAAGGCAAAAGCUGCAGAAACACAAAUUUUGGCAGAUGAUGCACAGAGGGACCUCGAUGCAGCAAUGCCUGCUAUGGAAGCAGCAACAAAAGCACUCGACUCCUUGAAUAAAAAUGAUAUCAAUGAGUUACGGGCGUUCAGCAAGCCACCACACCUUGUCAAAUUUGUUAUGGAAGCCAUAUGUCUUCUUCUGGGGCAGAAAUUGGAUUGGGCAUCUGCAAAAUUUGUCCUGGGAGAUACAGAUUUCCUGAAGAAGCUCCAACAGUAUGAAAAAGAUAAGAUAUCUGAUGCUUUACUUAAGAAGCUGAAGGAAUACAUUGAGCAUCCAGAUUUUGUCCCCGAGAAAGUGGCCACACAGUCCAAAGUGUGCAAGUCCAUGUGUAUGUGGGUCCGGGCUGUUGACAUGUACGCUAAAAUAUACAGAGUGGUUGAGCCCAAGAGGAAAAGGCUAGAAGAAGCUGAAAAGGAUCUGAAUCAAGUAAUGGGCAUGCUGAGGGAGAAGCAACAGCAUUUGGCUGAAGUAGAGAAACAGAUCGCUCAGUUAGAAGCAUCUUAUGAUGCCAGUCUAGCAGAAAAGACUGAGUUGGAGCGAGUCAUAGAUCUGACUGCAAACAGACUCACAAGAGCAGGAAGACUGACUUCAGCCCUUGGAGAUGAGCAAGUUCUGUGGGAAGAGUCAGUUAAGGGUCUCAAUGCCAGUUUGGCCACUUUGCUUGGUGAUGUGCUGGUAGCAGCAGGUUUUGUUGCAUAUCUUGGGCCCCUCAUAAGCACAUACCGUGAUGAGUUGAUGGGGCUUUGGAUUUCUCACUGCAAAGAGCUGUCAGUUCCUGCAUCAGAAAAUUUCAGUUUGACUGCUGUUCUGACAGACCCAUAUGAAAUCAGACAGUGGAACACAUUUGGUCUACCAAAAGACAAAAUAUCUAUAGAGAAUGCUAUCCUUGUAACAUGGGCUAAAAGGUGGCCCCUUUUGAUAGACCCACAAGAGCAGGCCAAUCGAUGGAUUCGUCAGAUGGAAGAUGCUAAUGGUUUGAAAAUAGUCAAACUGACAGAUUCCAAUCUCAUGCAUGUUCUUGAGAGUGGGAUUAGAAUUGGUAAUUCAGUCUUGCUUGAGGAGAUAGGAGAAACACUGGAUCCGAUAUUAAGCUCUGUGCUUCUCAAACAGACGUUUGUUCAGGCUGGGAGAACUCUGAUAAGACUUGGUGAUGCUGAUGUUGAAUACAAUGAUAGUUUUCGUUUGUAUAUGACAACUAAACUUCCUAAUCCGCAUUAUUUGCCAGAGAUCUGCAUUCAGGUGACAAUGAUAAACUUUACAAUAACAACAUCGGGCUUAGAGGAACAGCUGCUGAGUGAUGUUAUAUGCUUGGAGCAACCAGAGUUAGAACAGCAACGAAAUGAAUUGAUAACCAGAAUUAAUAAUGACAAAAAUCAACUUCAAAGUAUAGAGGAUAAAGUACUGAGAAUACUGUAUGCAUCAGAAGGGAAUAUAUUGGAUGACGAAGCCCUAAUAGACACACUAAAUGAAAGCAAGGAAACAGCAGGUGUUAUAGCAUCAAGAUUAUUGGAAACAGAGGCUGCAGAAGCGAACAUAUCUGUAGCAAGGGAGAAAUAUCAUUUAGUGGCAACUCGUGGAUCCGUUCUGUACUUUGUAGUAGCUCAGUUAGCUGAUAUUGAUCCUAUGUAUCAGUUUUCCUUGAAAUAUUUCAACCAGGUGUUCAAUAAAGUGAUCAGUACUACUGAGAAAGCUGAAGAUUUAGCAGUUCGUCUGCAAAUUCUGUUAAAUGAAAUAACACUUGCAGUUUAUACGAAUGUGUCAAGGGGUUUGUUUGAAAGGCACAAGCUUAUAUUUAGCUUCAUGCUAUGUGCAAGAAUAUACAAAGAAGCUGGAAUCAUUAAUGAACUGCAAUGGAAUUUUCUACUUCGUGGGCCGGUAUCUGUUGGAAUGACUGUUCCCAAGAAACCAGAUAUUGCAACCCUAUCAGAUGCCAUGUGGCUGUCAGUUAAUUUCCUUGCUGCCAAGUUUGACUCUUUUGAGGGUAUAGUUUUGGAUUCAGUUCUAAAAAUAUGUAUAAGAAUCGAAGAUUUUGAUCAGGUAAUCAAUAUUCAUGUAACAAACCACAAGUCGUCACAAAUAGAUUGGAAUGUACAGUUGGAUGAUUUUGAGAAACUGAUGUUAUUAAAAGCCUUGAAGGAAGAAAAGUUGGUGUCUGCUAUUACUUCAUAUGUGAAAGGGAAAUUGGGCCAGGCCUUUGUUGAAAGGCCUCAAAUUACAUUACAGAAAUUAUAUCAAGACACAUCCAACCUCAUUCCGCUGAUGUUUAUUCUGAGUUCAGAAUCAGAUCCUUUUGAAGCAUUUCAGCAUUUUGCAAGUGAAAUGGGGUACAAGGAUAAAAUGCAGUCUAUAUCACUUGGCCAAGAACAGGGGCUUCUUGCAGAGAAAAUGAUUUCCCUUGGUACAGUAAAGGGAGAAUGGGUAUUUCUUCAGAAUUGUCACUUGGCAACUUCUUGGAUGCACUCAAUGGAAAAAAUCAUCCAAAAGCUCUCAGAAAGUCCAGAGAAAGUCCAUCCAGAUUUUCGGCUGUAUUUAAGCGCAAUGCCUUCCAAAGCUUUCCCCAUCUCCAUCCUUCAGAACUCAAUCAAAGUGACCAAUGAAUCACCAAAGGGUCUGAGAGCUAAUCUGAAACAAGCUUUUCUUCAAUUAACUACGGACAUUUUUGAGGAUCAUCCACUUGGUCCUCAAUGGAGAAAGAUGGUUUUUGGUAUGUGCUUCUUUCAUGCUGUGAUCCAAGAAAGGAAGAAAUUUGGGCCAUUAGGGUGGAAUAUUCCAUAUGAGUUUAAUGACAGUGAUCGAGAAUGUACCCUGAAUACCAUGAAAAUGUUUUGUGUUGAUGACAAAAUUCCAUGGGAUGCAUUGGAAUAUAUUAUUGGUGAAAUAACUUACAGUGGAAGAGUGACUGAUUACUUGGAUCUGCGCUGUCUCAAGACUAUUCUUAGAGGCUUCUUUAUGUCUUCUGCUCUGGAGGAUGGCUACCUUUAUUCUGAAUCUGUGGUAUAUUAUUGUCCUGAGUCCAGAAAUUGUUUGACACUUGAAAAAUACAGGAGUUUCAUUGAUAGUCUACCUAUAAUUGAAGAACCUCAGAUAUUUGGAAUUCAUGAGAAUGCAGAUAUUGCUUUUCAGGUUAAGGAGACACAAGCAAUGAUGAUGACUCUAUUGGACAUUCAGCCAAGAGAAUCACCAGGAUCCACUGAAAAAUCAAGUGAUGAUAUUGUUUAUGAGAUAACAGAAACAAUCUUAGGAAAACUAAUUAAAACCAUUAAUGCAGAUGAAUGCUUGCCAUCACUUCUCCAGCCUGAUAGGAAUGGUCGAUUACCCUCACUGUCAACAGUUUUACUUCAAGAAGUGAAUCGAUAUAACACACUACUCAUCAAGGUCCGUGCAUCCUUGGAUAACUUACAGAAGGCCAUCAAAGGACUUGUGGUUAUGUCUGAUGCUUUGGAGGAAGUUUUUAAGUCAUGUUUGAAGAAUCAGGUUCCCAAAAUGUGGGGAGGAAUUGCUUAUCCUUCACUGAAAAGUUUAGGGAGUUGGAUAAGGGACCUGCAGCUAAGACUUGAUUUUAUAAAGGUUUGGUUAAUGGCAGGACCACCACCCUCAUAUUGGCUGUCUGGUUUCUUCUCUCCUCAAGGCUUUCUUACUGGUGUCCUUCAGACAUAUGCCCGUAAACACAGUCAUCCUGUUGAUGAACUGAAAUUUGACUUCCUGGUGUUGAAAGCAGUUGUGAACCAAGACGAUAUAUAUGCUGCUCAUAUGGCAAAUGGCCAGUUUGAAGUACCAGAAGCGUAUGGAGACAUUGUGGAACCAAAAGAUGGAGUGAUUGUCCAUGGAUUGUUUUUAGAUGGUGGACGAUGGGAUAAUGAGAACAUGGUUCUUGUUGAUUCAUAUCCUGGUGAAAUGAAUCCACCGCUACCGGCAAUGCAUAUUUUACUGAAAUCUGAAAUAGAAUACUCUGGGAUUCGAUAUGAAGCACCUUUGUAUAAGACAUCAAUUCGUGCAGGUGCAGUGUCAACAACAGGACAUAGCACAAACUUUAUUGUUUCUGUGUUGCUCCCAAGCAAUCAACAGCAAAGGUAUUGGAUUCUUAAGGGUACUGCACUUCUGACACAAAUUACAGACUAAAAUAUUUUCCCCACUCUAUCUUCAGUGCUACAGUUCAUACAAAUAUUAUGUUUUUGGACAUUAUCCAUUGUCUUGUCUUUAUCUAAAA
Messenger RNA from Cryptotermes secundus, 12013 nucleotides. It is a transcript of the gene Dhc16F, whose product is annotated as dynein heavy chain 6, axonemal. The coding region runs from base 1 to 11925 and encodes 3974 amino acids. Gene Ontology annotation, biological process: microtubule-based movement. The record is from RefSeq and is a predicted model, not a curated record. Gene Ontology annotation, cellular component: dynein complex. Gene Ontology annotation, molecular function: minus-end-directed microtubule motor activity; ATP hydrolysis activity; dynein intermediate chain binding. The transcript is spliced from 65 exons. NCBI's taxonomy places the organism in Eukaryota, Metazoa, Arthropoda, Insecta, Blattodea, Kalotermitidae.